This is a messenger RNA of Ceratitis capitata (Mediterranean fruit fly), 2721 nucleotides long. RefSeq lists its product as uncharacterized. The transcript is spliced from 8 exons. The coding region runs from base 396 to 2447 and encodes 683 amino acids. The record is from RefSeq and is a predicted model, not a curated record. NCBI's taxonomy places the organism in Eukaryota, Metazoa, Arthropoda, Insecta, Diptera, Tephritidae.
AACACAAAAUUGUAAUAAAAAACAACAAUAAAAAAUACGUAAACCAAGCCUAACAGCAAGUGCAUAUACAAAUUUUACAACAAAACUUUUGCAAUAUCAGCGAUCAACGUCAAGAGCAAUAAAAAAAUAACUAAAAACAAAAUAAGAAUUAAAAACAAAAAUUCAAAAAAAGGCGCUGCCACCAACUCUCUGCCAACCAGCGAGCCAUUAAGCGCCUGAGGCCCAUACAACUCCUCAGAGAGUUUCACGCCACGGCAAGUGUGUUAAUAAGAUCAGCGCAUUUUGAACGCAAACACAUUGCCUAAAGGGAAUAUUUGGCUUGUUGCUGAUAAACGUUUUGGAUUAAUUAAUCUAAAGUGUUUUUGAGAUUCAACGACAUAGCGCACAGCUCCAAAAUGUGGAGCCCACAAAAAGGUCCUACAAGAUUGUGGGACCUUAGGUUUAGUCAUAUAUUUAUUUUAAAUUUAAUGUUUAGUUUAGUCUUAGCUGGUAAUGAAUUGUGGCCCAUGGAGCGGCCGGAGGGAAUGCCAAACAUAGUCUCUUUAGAAGUGAUGUGCGGUAAGGAUCAUAUGGAUGUACAUUUGACAUUUUCCCAUCCAUUCGAGGGUAUCGUCAGCUCAAAAGGACAACACAGCGAUCCGCGUUGCGUUUAUGUGCCGCCAUCGACGGGCAAAACAUUCUUCUCGUUUCGGAUAUCAUAUUCACGCUGCGGCACAAAACCGGACUUGCAUGGACAAUUUUAUGAGAAUACGGUGGUUGUGCAAUAUGACAAAGAUUUACUUGAAGUUUGGGAUGAAGCGAAACGUUUGCGUUGCGAAUGGUUUAACGACUACGAGAAGACCGCAUCGAAACCACCAAUGGUUAUUGCCGAUUUGGAUGUAAUACAAUUGGAUUUCCGAGGCGAUAACGUUGACUGUUGGAUGGAGAUACAACAUGGCAAAGGUCCAUGGGCGCCACCGGUUAGCGGCAUUGUGCCAUUGGGUUCGACACUGACGCUUGUGGUGGCCAUCAAUGAUUAUAGAGGUGAAUUCGAUAUGCGUGUGAAGUCGUGCGUAGCUUCCGAUGGUUCCGGACAUGUUAUCAAUCUCUCGGAUGAAUUUGGUUGCGUUUUGCGUCCGAAAAUGAUUUCCCGCUUCUUGAAGGCACGUGCGCCCGAUGAGCGUGCCACAGUCAUCACCUACGCCUUCUUCCAUGCCUUCAAAUUCCCCGACGCACUGAGUGUGCAUAUUAAGUGUAAAGUGGAAAUUUGCCGACACGGUUGUCUCGAUCAUUGUCAACUCACUGGCAGUGUGAAUGAACGUAAGGAUGUGCUGAUGAACGAACCGAUGGGUAAUCACAAUGAACUCGGUCAAGACCUACUGGGCGGAUUGGGUGGCUUACAUGGUGGACAGCAACAGCAUCAGCAGCAUCAGCAGCAGCAGCAACCAGCGCUCGGUGGUAUGCCGAUGGGCGGUCUGGGUGGUGGUGGUGCUGGUGCCGGUAUGGGUGGCGCAGGCGUUGCUGGUGUGGGCGGUGAUGGCGCUGUGGAACAUGAUAUCUUCUACGAUGACAUUAUACACAAUCGCAAACAACUUUCGUCGAUCAACAGCGGCAUUGCGAAUAUUUUGGAUCAAUUUAAUAUGCAUGAAAAGAAUGCCAAUUUAUCGCCACGUCCCGUGCAUGAAGAACCAGAGGACUCAGAUCUCGACUCGCUAUUCGGUGAAGACGAACUGGCCGAUCUCGACGAGGCACAAUAUAUGGAAUUGAAGAAAAGUGGUAAAUUCCCGCAUGGACCACGUCACUUUGAGGCGCAAAAGCGUAUGGGUGUACCAAUGGCCGGACCACGUUCACUCGAACCGAAGACGAGUGAUGAUGCCGCAGUGCAUCCAGUGUAUAGACCGCAAGCUGAAGCAUUGAAACGCACACGUGAAGAUCACAUCGAUCUCGAUACACCUGAUGACGAUUUAAAACAAAAAACGAACAAAACCGCUGAUGCUGAUGAGCCAAUAAAGACAACGCGUCGCCGGCGACGUUCGAUCGUAAUAGCCGACCGUAAAGUACGUAGCGCUGAUGUUGGCGUUAGCGGUCUCUACGAUGUCAUCUCCGAAGCGGAUCUUGCCUUCUCACCCGACUCUAAGCAGGAAGCGGUCACCGUCUUUCAAGGCAAAAUCAGCGAAGAGGUGGUAUAUGGCAUUUGCAUGCCCGUGCCCGGUUUCAGCAUUCUCUUCAUUGUCGUCAUUUCGGCAACUAUUGUCUCCGCUUUGAUUGCCGGCUCGCUGCUCUAUCGUUAUCAAUUGCAAAAAGAGGCGCUCGAGAAGCAAACACCAAUGCCGGCGCCGGGCACGUUCGCCUCGUGGAUGACCUUGAGACUCUUCCGUAUGCGACAUAUGCAAGAACAACAGCAGCGGCAACAAAUCGGUGGCGCUGUAGCUGCAGCGAGUGCGGUCGCGCACGAGACGGUACAGUAGGCGGUAAGAGAUGCAGGCCUAGGAUGUGAAAUGCCGAAUUUUUUGGAAAUUCUCCUUUUUAGUUGUAGCAAAAUUUCUCCUUAAGCGCUAUGUGUCAACGACUGAAUGGACGCAUGAGAAAGUGAGAAGUUUGGAAAAAAUCGCAAAAUUAUUUUUUGAGUUUUAUUUAUUUAUUUAUUUGGUAUUUGUUAUUGUUUGAAUUUUUUUUACUUUUCUUCACUGGCAGGAGUUGGUAGGGAACAUUUUCGGGCAGCAAUGCAAUAGCAAAUUACUA